This is a messenger RNA of Gavialis gangeticus (Gharial), 5544 nucleotides long. RefSeq names its product ADAM metallopeptidase with thrombospondin type 1 motif 10 (gene ADAMTS10). Bases 324 to 3653 code for a protein of 1109 amino acids. The transcript is spliced from 24 exons. The record is from RefSeq and is a predicted model, not a curated record. Gene Ontology annotation, biological process: proteolysis; extracellular matrix organization. NCBI's taxonomy places the organism in Eukaryota, Metazoa, Chordata, Crocodylia, Gavialidae. Gene Ontology annotation, molecular function: metalloendopeptidase activity. Gene Ontology annotation, cellular component: extracellular matrix.
UUUCUUUUACUCUUCCCCCCCUCCCCUUUUCUCCAGUCCUUGUUCUCCCCCUCCUCAUCCUCUCUUCUACAGGGGCAAUGCCGCCGAGAGGCUUUGAUGCUAAUUAGCACACGCUGAAGCCAUUACGCCAGCCUGGGUACAGUACAAUAUAACGACUCUAUCAGCCUCGCUGCUUUGGGGAGAGCACGGAGUGGCUGAGGAUGUCUGCGAAGCAACUGAGGACUCCUGUCUCUACAUAAGCAGUGGCCCAAAGAGAGACAUGUUGGGACAGAGCUCUUUAGGCUGGUACAAUACUCCCUGCACUGAGACAAGCAUCGCAAACUAUGGCAAUAGCUUGGAGGCUCCUGACGUGGACUGUCAUCUUCACCACGGCCAUGUGCAACUUUCCUGGUUACACGUUCCAGUCACAAGAGGAGUUCCUCUCCAGCCUCGAUCACUAUGAAAUCGCUUUUCCCAUCCAAGUGGACCAAAACGGGGACUUCCUCACCUUUGACAUGAGAAGCCCGCUGAAACAACGCCCCCGGCGCAGCCUGGGAUCCCUGUCCUAUGAGCCAUCUGAGCAACAAGUCUUCUACAAAGUCUCUGCCCACCGGACCCAGUUCCUCCUCAACCUGACGCUGCAUUCGAACCUGCUGGCUGAGCACUUCACGGUGGAGUACUGGAAGCGCGACGGGAUGGACUGGCAGCACGACUUCCACGAGGAUUGCCACUACGCAGGCCACUUGCAAGACCGCUACCUGAACUCAAAAGUCGCCAUCAGCAACUGCAACGGACUGCGUGGGGUGAUAGUCGCAGAUGAAGAGGAGUAUUUCAUUGAGCCGCUGAGCCCAGGAGCCAACGUCAGCACAGGGAACGAGGGCGAGGGAAGCCCGCACGUCGUGUACAAGCGAUCGUCUCUCCAGUACUCACACAUGGAUGCAGCCUGUGGCGUGUUAGAUGAGAAGCCCUGGAAAGGAAGACACUGGUGGCUGAGAACACUAAAGCCCUCCCCGCUGAAGCCAUCAAGCAACCACAGCCAGCGAGGCCAGCUGCCCCUAAAGAGAUCUGUCAGCACCGAGCGCUACGUGGAGACCCUAGUGGUGGCUGAUAAAAUGAUGGUGGGCUACCACGGGCGGCGGGACAUAGAGCAGUAUAUCCUGGCCAUCAUGAAUAUUGUUGCCAAACUUUUCCAGGACUCGAGUCUGGGCAAUAUUGUCAAUAUUCUCGUGACCCGACUAAUCCUUCUCACCGAGGAUCAGCCCACUUUGGAGAUUAACCACCACGCCGGGAAGUCCCUGGACAGCUUCUGCAAGUGGCAGAAAUCAAUCGUGAACCGGAACGGCAAUGGAAACGCUAUCCCCGAGAACGGCAUCGCCAGCCACGACACGGCAGUGCUGAUCACCAGAUACGAUAUUUGCAUCUACAAGAAUAAGCCGUGUGGCACUUUAGGGCUGGCCCCGGUCGGAGGAAUGUGCGAGCGAGAGAGAAGCUGCAGCAUCAAUGAGGACAUUGGCCUGGCAACGGCCUUCACCAUUGCCCAUGAGAUUGGCCACACAUUCGGCAUGAACCACGAUGGGGUCGGCAACAGCUGUGGCUCUCGUGGGCAGGAAACAGCCAAGCUCAUGGCUGCUCACAUCACCAUGAAGACCAACCCCUUUGUAUGGUCCACAUGCAGCAGGGAUUAUAUUACCAGCUUCCUGGACUCAGGGAUGGGAUUAUGCCUGAACAAUGCUCCUCCCAAGCAAGACUUCAUCUACCCAACCGUGGCUCCAGGGCAGGCCUACGAUGCAGAUGAGCAGUGCAGUUUCCAGUACGGAGUUAAAUCUCGCCAGUGUAAAUACGGGGAAGUCUGCAGUGAGCUGUGGUGUCUGAGCAAAAGCAACCGCUGCAUUACCAACAGCAUACCUGCAGCCGAGGGGACCAUUUGCCAAACCAAUACCAUUGAAAAGGGGUGGUGCUACAAGAGGGAGUGCGUGCCCUUUGGCACACGGCCGGAGGGAGUGGACGGCGCCUGGGGGACCUGGUCAUCCUGGGGGGAGUGCAGCAGGACAUGUGGGGGAGGAGUGUCAUCCUCCCUCCGCCAGUGUGACAGCCCAAGGCCAACCAUUGGAGGGAAAUAUUGCCUAGGCGAACGGAAGCGCUACCGGUCGUGCAACACCGACGACUGCCCUCCUGGCUCCCAGGACUUCCGCGAGCUGCAGUGCUCCGAGUUCGAUAAUGUUCCCUUCCGAGGAAAAUACUACACGUGGAAGACGUACCGGGGAGGGGGUGUGAAAGCCUGUUCCCUCAACUGCUUGGCCGAGGGCUUCAAUUUCUACACGGAGAGGGCUGCGGCUGUGGUGGAUGGGACCCCCUGCCGGCAGGACUCCAAUGACAUCUGCGUCAAUGGGGAGUGCAAGCACGUGGGCUGCGACCGCAUACUGGGCUCUGACUUGAAGGAGGACAAGUGCCGCGUAUGCGGUGGCGACGGGAGUACCUGCGAGACCAUCGAAGGCAUUUUCAACCAGUCCCUGCCUGAAGGAGGUUAUGAGGAGGUCAUCUGGAUUCCCAAGGGCUCGGUGCACAUUGAUAUCCGGGAGCUGAACCUUUCCAUCAACUACCUAGCACUGAAAGGGGAGAACGGCGAGUACUACAUCAAUGGCAAGCUCUCCAUCGACCCACCGAGGCGCUUUGACAUAGCUGGGACGACGUUCCACUACAGGAGAUCUCAGGAUGAACCCGAAUCGCUGGAGGCCUUAGGACCUACCAAUGCCACUCUCCUUGUCAUGGUUCUCGUACGGACAGAGCAGCCAGGGAUUCGGUACAAGUUCAAUGCACCCAUCACCCGGGACACCUUAAACCAGUACUCUUGGCACUACACCCCAUGGACCAAAUGCUCAGCUGUAUGCGCAGGGGGCAGUCAGGCCCAGUCCAUCGUAUGCAGGAAACUGGCUGACAGCUCGACAGUCUUCAACCAUUUCUGUAACCCUGAAGCCAAACUACCUGAGAGGCAGAGGCCGUGCAACACUGAGCCAUGUCCACCGGCCUGGGCGAUCGGGAAUUGGUCCGAAUGCAGCCGGAGCUGCAAUGAGGGCGUCCGCACACGCAGCGUCAUCUGCAAGCGCAAGAUCUCCACCACCGAGGAGAAGACGCUGGAUGAUGCCUCCUGCACCCAGCCACGGCCCAAGAUGCUGGAGCCCUGCAACAAUCAAACGUGUCCCCCAGAAUGGGUUGCCCUGGACUGGUCAGAGUGCACCCCGAGCUGCGGGCCGGGUUUCCGCCACCGCAUCGUGCUUUGCAAAAGUGGUGACCACAGCUCGACCCUGCCAACCUCGCAGUGCCCCGAGAGCUCCAAGCCCCCUACCAGCAUGAGGUGCAACCUCCGGCGCUGCCCGCCCCCACGCUGGGUGACUGGCGAAUGGGGAGAGUGCUCCGCGCAGUGCGGCCUUGGCCAGCAGAGGCGCUCCGUCCAGUGCUUGACCCACACAGGGCAACCGUCUAGCAACUGCGUGGAGUCCCUGCAGCCGCCGGCCAUGCAGCAGUGUGAGACCAAGUGUGAAUCGGGACCUACGGACAACCCCGAAGAGUGCAAGGACGUGAACAAGGUGGCCUACUGCCCCCUGGUGCUGAAGUUCAAGUUCUGCAGCCGGACCUACUUCCGACAGAUGUGCUGUAAAACGUGCCAGGGGCAUUAACGGAGCGAGGCCGCCCCUGUGGGAAAACUGGAAGGCGAGAGCUACGCUGAAGGGCAGCCGAGCCGUGCCGUUCCCCUCCGCCCCCUGGGAAUCUCCAGAGGAUUCAAAGCAAACACUGGUCGCGCUCCUGGUGGGAGCCGGCGACCCCCAACCCCUCCUGCAUGACCCCCCCAGAGCCCCGACGGCGGGUUAAACCACUGCUGAUGCCCGUGCCACUCCGGAGACCACCAGCGCCAAGCACGAGGGGAGCGGGGCAGUCCCUGCGGCCAUGGCAGAGCCGGUCACCACGGUGGGAGGCGGGGAGCGGGGCAGAGCUCGGCAACAAGGACAUUACUUGAAACAGACAUUGUUAUUUAUUUAGUAGCGCAAAUGGGUCCCGUGGGUGCCAGCCGGUGGCCAUCAGCCCUGUUAGCCCUGCCCACCAUGGCGGGGGACCCCGAGGCGGCUCGUGAUGUCAUAGGGGGAGAAGAUAAAACAAGUCGCUGGCAGCGAAUCAGCAUUCUGCACUCCUGCCCUCUUCCUACCCCGAAGGGCACCUCUGUCCACCACUGGGAAGCUGAGCGCGCUGCGUGCCUGCCGCUGCACUGGGAAGCUGGCCUGGGUUAGGUGGGGGUGGGGAACUAAUCGAUGGAGCGAUGGAGAAAAUGGGAAGGAGGAGGAGAGGGGCAAAGGAUUCCAGCUACCAGCCGGCCCCGGACAGUCAGCACUGCGCAUGCCUUUAGGCUUCUUUAUGGUGGAAGAGGAAUUGCUGCUGGAAAGGGGAGAGGUGGGGGAGGUUCCUUGGAAGAUCUCCUGGAUGACUGGAGAUCCGCUCAGUCCUGAGCACCGCCCAGGAAGUGACUUGAGAUUAACUGGGGGGGUGGAAGGGGGCUGUGCAUUGUUUACAGGCAUGGUUUAUUUCGUUUCCAGGUUUUGCAAAACUUUUCCCGGCUGCUGUGAUCUUUGUUACAGAGGCACCUGGCAGGCCCGACCAAGACCAGGCCCCAGCGCGCUGGGUGCUGUACAUGUAUGUUGUAGGAGACAGGAAUGCUCCCGGUCUAAGUAUAGAUGGUGAAGAAAGGGGGGGGCAAAAGACUUGUUGAAAAAAUCACUUGGCAGCACAGCUGGCAUUCGAGUCCCUAGGCUGGGGCCCUGUCCACUGCCCAGCUGGCCUCUUUAAUUCACCCCCUAUGCAGUCAGUCCCCUUUCAAAAAUCAGCAGCCUCCCCACUUCCUUCCAGGCUGAGAGAGCUCCCAAUCCACUCCUCCAGCUCUGCCCAGGAGGACACCAGCAACCCUGAGAAAAGAGUGACCUUGCAGCUCCCCCACGGCAUCCUCCAUCAGGGUUCACUUCCUUAGCAUCUGUGAUGUAGCAACCUGCCAGUUCCCUUGCCAUCCAAAGUCUUCCAGGGCAAGCAGAUCUGGGCAAGACCUGGAUUUCCAAUGCAAAAAGCAAGUGGGUUUUAUUUUUUUUGUUUUUAUUUUUUAAGUUUCAGGCCUUUUGCAUCAUAAAGAUGGAAAAUUCAGCACAGCCCCAUGUUCGGUUCCCUUGGCAGGGAAGAUCCAGGGACGCUGAGAGGGCUUGUCUGGGUAACCCUCUUCUCUCAAAUGGCCCUUUCUCCCCUGCCCCAGUCCUUAUCUAUUCAUGUACCUUCUACAGUAUUAUCUGUUCACCAGCCAAUCACAGCCUCUCAAGUACUGUGCAGUUCCUGAUUGGCUGGCGAGCGGGCAUCAAUAGCUUUCUUCCCGGUGGAAUGCUCCAUUCCAAUAUUUUCGCUGGGGGGGGGUGGUGCGGGGGUUGUUUUCACCAUUUUAUAUAAAUAUAUAUAAUAAAAAGUGUUUAAAAUACUAACUCUGAGAAGGAGGAGCAAAAUAACGGCAUGAUGUAUAAUAAAGGAGUAGCUACCAUCCUG